AAGAGGACAGACAACGAAGACGACAAACGGACGGUCGUACGGACGGACGGACGGACGAACGAGCCAAAGAGUGGCAAAAAGUGGCCAACAAGCUGACAAAGAUAAGAAAUCGUGUACAACCAAAGCAGCAAUUGAAAUAAAAAUGUUUUAAUGUGCGUUUUUACCGGUCUCUACUGGCUUUCGGCAACAAAUUGACUUUGAAUUUCGCACGGUGGUUGUUUUUGCUUUGCUGUAUGCGUGUGUCUGCCGUGAGGGUCAUUGAAUAUCCAUUAGUCAAAUCGAACGCUGAUUGUUGCCACCUGAUUGACCCAUAAGCAUGACCGAAAAGUACGAUAGCAACGGCGACUAUUCCGCAUACAACGAGGACGACAGCAAUGAGUAUGUUGGCGGAGGAGGAGGAGGCGGCGGUGUUGGUGGAAAACCUCGUAAGAGCAUAAGCAGUGGCGGCGGCGCCGGUGCCCAUAAUGGCGAUAGCAGCGUCCACGAUCAUCGCGAUCGCGAUCGUGAUCAUGGCGGCCCCGAGGGCAGUAGCAAUGUGCAGUUGAACGAAAAGGCCAGCGAAUACAUACGCGAUUGCAUGGCCGAGAAGAAUCGCAUGGAUCGAAAGUUUCCCAUUGCCGAGAAGCUGUUGGAGGGUGAGAUUGAAAAGGUGCAGACAACUGGACGCAUUCCGUCGCGGGAACAAAAAUACGCUGACAUAUAUCGAGAGAAGCCGCUGCGCAUAUCGCAGCGCGUGUUGGUUCCCAUACGCGAGCAUCCCAAGUUCAACUUUGUGGGCAAGCUGCUCGGUCCAAAGGGUAACUCGCUGCGUCGCCUGCAGGAGGAAACGCUGUGCAAGAUGACGGUGCUUGGUCGCAAUUCGAUGAGAGAUCGUGCUAAGGAAGAGGAAUUGCGCAGCUCUAAGGAUCCCAAGUAUGCACACCUGAAUAGCGACCUGCACGUGGAGAUAUCAACAAUAGCGCCACCCGCAGAGGCAUAUGCGCGCAUCGCGUAUGCCAUGGCUGAGUUGCGCAAAUAUCUGAUACCGGACAGCAACGAUAUUAUACGGCAGGAGCAACUGCGGGAGCUGAUGGACAGCACUAGCCUAAAUGAUAACGACUCCAAUUCUAAAAGUAGCUACAAAAAGAUGGGUCACAUGCAGAACGCCAACGUUGGUGCUAAUGCCAUGGGGGGUCAGGGUCCGGUUAAUUCCAGUAGUGGCGGUGCAGGUGGCGUCGGUAUGGCCAAAAAUUCAUCUCAUCACAAUUACAGAAGCUCGCAGCAAUCGUCGUUUAGCAAAAAUGUUUUAGCUCCCAAGCAGAAGGUCAUGUCUAUACUUGAAAAAGCCAGAACAGCAAUGGAUGAAACUUAUGGACGCGGCUAUGAGGACGGCAUUUCCUAUGAUCCACAUCAGUCCUACGACGCCUACAGCUAUGCAUCGCACGGUGGUCACGGUCACGGGCCCCACGGGCCGCCCAACAACAUUUUGGGUGGUGUUGGCAACAUCAGCGGCGUAAGUGGCGGAGCACGUGGUGGUCACUACGAGACUCAAGAUUAUGAAACGGAUUACUCUCGACGAGACUACUACCAGCAUUCACCCGGAUAUGCAGCUAGCGGCUCUGUGGCGCCUUCAAAUCCAAACAAUGCAACAGGUAUAAAUUCGAAUCACAACCGCAGUCACGUUAACAGGUGAAAUUUGCUGGGUUCGAGAAAUGCCAGCAAUGGAGAUGGUGUGAGAGGCACAAGGAGUGCGACAAGUCCUAUACCGAAAACCCAUAAUCUGACCAUUAAAGCCCGAUUCGUUACCAGCAGCAGCAGCAGCAACAGCAACAGCAACCACAACAACAACAAACGCAACAGCAGCUUUGAAAAAAUGGAGUGCACCAACAACCAUAAGCAGCACAACAAUAAAAAUAACAACAACAGCGGCUGCCUCCAGAAGCAGAAGCAGCAACAACAGACACAACAACAUACUCCACAACAAUCGUUGACAGUGCAACAUGAACAACAGCAACAACAUUCACAACAAAAUUACCCACCGCACAACAGUUACAACAACAACAACAAUCACUUGAAUAGGAGUUACAAAAACAAUGUGAACGAUAAGAAAAUGAAGGCAGAUCCAAUAUGUUCCCAAGCGAAUGCGAUGUAUGGCCAAAUGACUGCUGCAGUUGCCAGCAAACGCACCAUCCACAGCAACAACCACAACAACAAUAACAGCCAAAACAACAACAACAGCAACCACAUUCACACAUUAGGCAGCAAAAACAAGAACAAUAUGCAACAUACCCAAAACAACACAACUUUAACUGCGUCCAGUAUGCUAUUAGUAAGCCCUUCCAUUCCUUCGCUUCAUAUUCGUGAGAUUCCGUUCUUGCCAGUGCAGUUUCUCUAAACCACAUACAAAACUAAACAGAUACAAUAACAAAAUACAACUAAACAAUAACAGAACAAAAACGAAAACAACAAACAUCAACAGCAACAAAUCGAGAGCAACAUCACAAAUACUUUGUACACUAAAUGGAAAGAAUAUUUACAAACGAAAACCUUAAGAUAUAUACAUACUUAUAUAUACAUACGUGUAUAUACUAAAUA
Messenger RNA from Drosophila hydei, 2574 nucleotides. It is a transcript of the gene qkr54B, whose product is annotated as KH domain-containing, RNA-binding, signal transduction-associated protein 2. The coding region runs from base 317 to 1672 and encodes 451 amino acids. Gene Ontology annotation, biological process: regulation of alternative mRNA splicing, via spliceosome. The transcript has 9 exons. The record is from RefSeq and is a predicted model, not a curated record. Gene Ontology annotation, cellular component: nucleus. NCBI's taxonomy places the organism in Eukaryota, Metazoa, Arthropoda, Insecta, Diptera, Drosophilidae. Gene Ontology annotation, molecular function: mRNA binding.